Messenger RNA from Beauveria bassiana ARSEF 2860, 1314 nucleotides. RefSeq lists its product as uncharacterized. Gene Ontology annotation, cellular component: Golgi membrane. NCBI's taxonomy places the organism in Eukaryota, Fungi, Ascomycota, Sordariomycetes, Hypocreales, Cordycipitaceae. The transcript has a single exon. Gene Ontology annotation, biological process: GPI anchor biosynthetic process. Bases 1 to 1314 code for a protein of 437 amino acids. Gene Ontology annotation, molecular function: glycosyltransferase activity. The record is from RefSeq and is a predicted model, not a curated record.
AUGGGCAUCGUCGCCAGGGCCAACGCCGCCUUCUGGCUGCUCUGGCUGGCCGCCCUCAUCUGGUGCAGCCAAAACUCAUUCGACGACCCGUCCUCCAUCUUCUACAACCAGGCCGCCGCCUACUCCCAGCGCUACUCGGCCCUGCGCGGCCUCGAGGUGGACGCCUUCCUCGCCAACGCCACCCGCGUCGCCGCCGCCCGCCCGCCCGACCACCACGACGAGAUUCUCUGCAUCGGCAUCCCCAGCAUCAACCGCACCUCGGAGGGCUUCCUGUCCCGCACCGUCGGCGGCCUCGUCGACAGUCUCACCCCCGCCGAGCGCUCCUCGAUCCACAUCGUCGUGCUUCUCGCCGACAAGAAGCCCGCGUCCCACUUUGCCUACGGCCUCCCCUGGCUCACUGACGUGGUCGACGAGGUGCUUGUCUACGAACAGGCCGGCAAGGACCACUCGGAACUGCCGGGCUACCGCACCAUACCCUUCAACGUUCGUCAGGAUGGCCAGCCGCGCGGCGAUGGUCGCGUCGAGAAUAUGCGCCUCGAUCACUCCAUUUUAGUCGAGACGUGCCAAAGUCGCGGCGCGCCAUAUUUUGCCUUUAUCGAGGACGAUAUUAUUGCUUCCCCGGACUGGUACCGCAAGUUUCUCGAGGGUGUCGCGCGCCUCGAGCUCAAGACGAAACAGUCCCACAAGGACUGGGUAUACCUUCGCCUAUUCUACUCGGAGAUAUUUAUGGGCUGGAACGCUGAGGAAUGGGCAACCUACGCCGAAGUGAUUUUUCUAGUCUACACCGCAUUCAUUCUGGCCUUCUUUGUUCUUCGCCGACGACAACGCCGACGCUAUACCGCACCAUCCGGCUACUCGCCCCUCAUGAGCAAGGAGGAACCCGCAGCAAAGUCGACUCAGUCGCAGCGACACUUGCAAAAGUUCAACCAUUUAUCCGCGUUAAUCAUUGGGCUAUGGCUGCCGGCAGUCAUUGCCUUUGUAUUCCUGAGCGGACGUAUAUCCAUGAAACGACUGAACCCUCUACCGCAGUCUGGCAUCCGCGAGAUGCCGCGAUACGGCUGCUGCGCCCAAGGAUUGGUGAUUCCCAAGCGACAUCUGCCGUCGUUCCUCUCGCUGCUUCGCGACCCUCCAUUCGACUUUCCGGGCGACAUGAUGCUCGAGGGCCAUGCCGACCAAAACAAACUGGCUAAAUGGGCACUGGAGCCUAGUGUCAUGCAGCACGUAGGCUUGAAGCAGUCCUCUGAGGGAAAUCGACUCGCAGAGGUAUGGAAUUUCAGCUUUGAGCGUCGAAAGAUGAGUGCAAAGCAUGACUGA